Molecule: messenger RNA, 2154 nt
Organism: Colletes gigas
Lineage: Eukaryota; Metazoa; Arthropoda; Insecta; Hymenoptera; Colletidae
Product: longitudinals lacking protein-like
Exons: 9
Coding region: 181-2139 (652 amino acids)
Biological process (GO): regulation of transcription by RNA polymerase II
Cellular component (GO): nucleus
Molecular function (GO): protein binding
Source: RefSeq, a predicted model, not a curated record
ACGGUCGAUGUACAGGCAAGCAAGCAGGCGUUGUGCUACGCCAUUGUUGAAAAGGGCAGCGCUCGAGGCGCACGCCGAGCUUGGACGCUUACGCAGUUUUUCACUUUUCAUCGAUCCCGUUGCUGUGAUAUUAGAUUGUUUUAUACCCCUUAUUAGAAACGAGGGAACUGAAUCAGAAACAUGGAAGACGACCAGCAGUUCUGUCUUAGGUGGAAUAACCACCAAAGCACAUUAAUUCAGAACUUCGACACGCUUCUCGAAAGCGGGACGCUGGUUGACUGCACCCUGGCGGCGGAGGGGAAAUACUUAAAGGCCCAUAAGGUAGUUCUUUCCGCGUGCAGUCCCUAUUUUGAGGGCCUCCUCAGCGAGCACUACGACAAACAUCCAGUCUUCAUAUUGAAAGAUGUUAAGUUCAAAGAAUUGAAAGCGAUGAUGGACUACAUGUACAGGGGGGAAGUAAACAUCUCCCAAGACCAAUUGGCAGCGCUUCUUAAGGCCGCGGAGUCUCUACAAAUAAAGGGUCUCUCAGAAAGUAAAACGGGUGGUAGCAGUAAGACGGACACAAGGCAACAAAAGGUCGUUCCACAAGCAACGGCCCCGUCGUUAGACAUUCCACACGCGUCUUCCGGUCUUACAAUAGAAAAGAACAAAGUUCCUAGGCAGGUUAUGGCACAAGGUUCCGUAGGGGACCUGCCUGAAGAGUCGGGCAGUCCCCAACUACCUAAGGGUCUCUCCUCGAGAGAGGGCUCACAAAGUCCAACUUCGAGGAAGAGAAAGAGGUUUAGAAGAAGAAGCGUCGGUGAAGAUACAAUAGAAAACCAUGAAGCCUCCAAUUCCAGUGACAUGCCCCAGCAAAUGGGUGUUCCUGCGCUUGGAAUUGCACCCGUGGCUGACGAAAAAGUACAUGCAGAUCCCACAGAUUCGCUUGGCAGGUCAGCUUUAAUGACGCAGCUGACGAAACCAGCGGACGAAAUGCUACAGCUACCACUCGAAAAGCCAGAGCCAAAUGAUAGUCUGAUCGAGCCAAAAUCUGAGUAUCUUGAAGACCCGGAGGAGAGCGUCGAAGAUCUGACGCUAGAUGACGAUAUGAAUGACCUAAACGAAAUGGAGCAAGAUAAUAACAGAGCCGGACCGUCCCACGACCCCUCCCAACAUCCUGCAGGUAUAGGUGCGUGGCACGUUACCGGAGAUCGGAGUAACGCGGGAGGUGUUGUGGGCUCGGUGGCAGGAGCUCCAGGAACGACAGACGAAGUUUUUCUUGCAGCCCAGGAGGCCGCCCAGGCCCACCGCGACUCUCAAGAUUACACGAAAAUGAAGUGCUUCGUGAGCCGGGUGACGAAGAACCGACGGAGAUCGCGCGGCCAGGGGCGAUUCGCGUGCGAGAACUGCGACCGUCGUUACCACCAAAUGAAGAACCUCCGAAGACACGUGAUUAACGAAUGCGUGGAGUCCCAGUACCCCGCGAUGUUGGUGUUUAAGCACACCUGUGCCACCUGCGGGAAAACGUACAAGCACAAACACCACCUGAAGAGGCACCACGACUUCGAGUGCGGUAUCGAUCCGAAAUUCAAGUGCGCGUUCUGCCCACACAGGACCAGAUACAAGGACAGCCUGAUGAAGCACAUCCUGGCGCGGCACCAGCAUCUGCUGGACCAGAACUCACAGUACGUGCCGCAGCAGGUCGUCGACGUCCACGACGCGAGCUACAGCUCGUCGAACUGGACGGUGCCGACGUUGCCGUCCACGUCGAGCGUCGUCGCGUACACCAGGUAUCUGCGAUCGACGACCAAGGACGAGCAGAGGAAAGCCCACCGUUGGGGGCCCAGAAAGUAUCACUGCUCGGAUUGCAAUCGAACGUUCUCGUUGAUGGCCUCGUUGACUCGUCACCGGAUGUUCGAGUGCAACAAGCGGCCCCAGGGGACCGGCGGGCCCCUCGACGACCCGUCGAUCGAGAACAGAAAGGCGAAGAAGAAGAAAUACGGUUGCCCGGACUGCAACCGCGUCUACGCGGCGUUCACGUCCCUCUGGAGGCACCGGAACUACGAGUGCGGCGUCGAACCCAGGUUCACCUGCACCAUUUGCAAGAACAGGUUCUCGCAAAAGGCCAACCUCAAUCGACACAUGAGAACCAUGCAUUAGUUUCGCGGUUCAUGG